Messenger RNA from Oppiella nova, 2165 nucleotides. The record is from the annotation of a GenBank genome assembly. NCBI's taxonomy places the organism in Eukaryota, Metazoa, Arthropoda, Arachnida, Sarcoptiformes, Oppiidae.
AUGUCUUCAUCGACAUCCUCAUCAGCGCCGGUGUCGUCCGGGACGGGGCCGACAGCCGGUGGCGGCAGUGGAGGGGAACAGGAGAACGGCUACACCUUUCGCAUGGGUGACCACGAGAUCACAAUGAGGGACAGCUUCGCCUCCAUGUUGGACACGACACAACUCACCGAUUGUCUACUCGUAUGCCAUUCCCAUAAAGACGUGGACACGGACUCGGACCACGACAACAGCCCGGACACCAACAACGGUCACAACAGCGCGCGGCUAACCAAUGGUCACGCGAGCAAUGGGCGCACCGGUAGCCCGCGUGUGUCGUUGGCAGCGCCGGCCGAUAAGGUACCGGAGCGCUCGUUGGCCACCCAUCGCGUGAUACUGUCGGCCUCUUCGGACUACUUCCGGUCGCUGUUCUCGUCGGUCACGGCUCAGCCCUUGGGUGUGGUGGCAGUGGUGGUGACGAACGUGGACUACGACGACCUCAAGUCCAUUGUCGACUUCAUCUAUAAGGGACAGGUAUCCGUAGGCCAGUCGCGAAUACACAAGUUCUUGGCGGCGGCCCAACUGCUGAUGGUUAAGGGCUUAAUGAACAUCAAACUUGUGUCCAAUGAUAACCAACCGCUGGACGACAUGAACGGGACAGGAGGCGCGGACGCCGCCCACGAGCAGGAAAUGUUGCAAAAGCUGCGACACGACAAACGACUGCUCGAGCAGGAGGUGCGCGCCCUGAAGGACGUGGAGAGGAACCGGUCGGAGAAGUUGAGGCGAGAGAUCGAGAUGGAGGUGAAGAAGAAGUUGGAGUUAGAGAAGAGUGUCUUAAACGAGGAGAAGCAGAGGUUCGAGGCGUUGCGGAUGAAGUUCGCCAUCGAGAAGGAGGUGUACGAGAAGGAGAGGGCCCGCAAAGAGUCCACUAUUAAGAUGGUUGUCACGAGUAGUAGCGGUAAUAGCGUUAUACACGUGUCGGACAAUACGAGUGGUCACACGACGAGCAAUGGACAGAUUGUGGGCCAAAGGCAUACACCGGCGCCGCAAAGAGUCGGGUCUCAGCCGCAGAUAGUAGUGCUGAGUGUUGGCGCCGGCGGUGUUGGUAUCCAACAGCAGCAACAGUCAUCGCAAUCAUCGACGACAGAGUCUCCCGGUCUGAGCGAAGGCGAGGGCCGACAGCUCCGCAAACGCAUCAAAUUGGGCGAAACGGGUGGCGAGACGCCGGGGGGUCCGCACGAGUCGGUCAUCAAAACACUGCCAAACAGUGACGUCUCAAAGAUGGAGGUGGACACCGACGGCAUGCCAGCACCGGUUCCACUGGACGGCGCCCACAGACCUGACAUGGAUGACGAGGACGACGGCGAGGUGUAUGAAAUAGACUUCAGUCAACCGUUUGACGGACAGCGCGGUACGGGUGCCGAUCACGGGGUCGAUCUCAGAGCUAACCCCCAGUCGGCGGCUAUCGUGGCCUCGACGCUGGCCUACCAUAAGUCGACGACCAGUAGUCCCACGCAAAUCACGACCCGAGCCCUGCGCCGGUCGACGUCCAGUCACGGCUCGGCGGCCGGCACUCCCGGGCCCGCAGAGAAUGGAGGCGCCGGUCAUCACGAUAUGGUGACCGCAUCCGGCGAACUGGUGUCGACUGUACGCCGCAAAGGACCCGGACGUACGCCUAACUGGGCUAAGGAGGAGAUGAAUAGCGAUUUGGAGGGAACGCCUGAGACCAGGAGCCGUAAACAGCGGUCGUCCCAGGAGUACCUGAGCCCCGCGAUGGGUGGCCAGCCGCAGCUCCAGACGCCCAGUAGUGGCCUCUACCAGUGCCCUUACUGUCCCCAAGUAUAUCACGGCCAUCAGUCGAUGCAGGACCACAUCAACGGCGUGCACCUGAACGCCAAAACUCAAUAUAUAUGCGAUUAUUGCGGGAAAGUCUACACGUGGAGGAUAUCACUGAACAAACACCUCAAGACUGUCCACCCGAACGAACCUAUACUCGAUUAGGGUGUAGCGACAGGUGUUAUACCUGUCCCCUCCUAAUUACCCACUCAUUACUUAUUCAUUUAGACCCCGAACCCCUAUGACUCCCUCUUUAUUUUCAUAACCCUUAUAAAGGCCUCUAAUUAUUUGCUGAGAUAUAAUUGUAAUGAUUUUUUUGUGUCUGUAUUUUGUGGUAAUCAUUGAGUUUUUGG